GUUUCAUGCCGGACGAAUGAGUGUGCGACACAGCGACCAAAGCCAGCGUCUCCAGAGCCGCUAAAGGAGGAGCAGGUUUUUGGUUGUUUUUAUUAUUUCAGGGAGUUUUCCCCCCAUAUCUAUUCGCAGUGGACAUGUCUCCUUCACGGUCCAUGCUGCUGGUGGGAGAAGGGAACUUCUCGUUUUCUGCGUCCAUGAGUCAGAGCCACGCUGACACGGACACCGGCGUCACGGCCACUUGUCUGCAGCGUGAGGACGAGGCACUGCGGCAUGAAGGUGCUGCCGCUAACGUCCAGAUCAUCGAGGACUCCGGUGGAACUGUGCUCUUCGGGGUGGACUGCACGAAGCUGGGGGAAUGUGCCUCCCUGCAGGGCCGCGUGUUUGACCGUGUGCUCUUCAACUUCCCCCACAGAGGCAGAAAGAGUGGGGUCAAAAAGAACCGAGAACUCCUGAGAAACUUCUUCCUCAGUUGUGUUCAGGUGUUGGCUGAAGACGGCGAGGUUCAUGUUUCCCUGUGCAACGGACAGGGCGGCACACCAGCGGACCAGCCGAAGCGGGAGUGGCACAACAGCUGGCAGGUGGCUGCCAUGGCAGCAGAAGCACAGCUAAUCCUUAGUGACAUCCGUCCUUUUGACAGUGAGAAAUACCAGAGCUACAAAUGCACUGGAUACAGGAGCCAGGAUAAAGGCUUUCAUGUGGCGAAAGCUUUGCUGCAUGUGUUUACUCACAGCCUCCCUUACGUCUCUGCUGGGACGCUAAAGGUGGAGGAGUUGGUUGAAGGGGAGAAAGUCCAGUUCAACAUGCCAGCUGAGCUCAGUGAUUAUAUGUUCAGAGGAUUUCUCUGCUCAGGUUCUGUCCACCCGGUCAGAUUGGUGCAAGAUUUUCUUCUCGAAGGACUGACGGAGAAGUGGCCGGUCUCCAUGAUGACAGAGACGGUUCCUUUCCUCAUCAAGGCCAAACAGCUGCAGACGUGCUGCCGUGAUAUAGACGGUUCACACUUCUACUCAAUCCACCUACUUCAAAGAGACACUGACAUUCAUAUCUCUGCAGACAAGGAAAAAGAUCCGUUGACGUGUUCCGACAGUCAAGGAGGCACAGACACACGAGGCACUCUAGUGUCCGCCAAAUCUGUCACCUCAGAGAAGGUGAGGAGUAAAGGGGCUGAGUGUUUAAGGUCUGCAUGUGAUCAUGAUGUGGAUCCUGAAGGCGAAAAUGGUCCUUAUAUGCUGCGUCCAUCACUGCUCCCUCACAUAGAGGAGAUUCUGACUAAAAAAGAAAAGUUGAUUAACAACGCAGGGAAUGAUAGGGAAACAGAGUCGAACAGUAAAAGUGUUGAAGGAAAUAAGCAGGAGGAGCCCUGUGGUGUCUCUAAUGGUGUAAAUAGCUUGUUAUUUGGCAUUAGCGGCCUGGUGUUCAGGAGCGUCCCCAUCAACCUCUGGGCCCUGCCUGUUUUUCACGAGCUUCUCUUCAGAGGUGUUUUCCCCUCGGAUUGUGAGCCAAUCAGAUCUCUUGGACAAGGGCUGGAAACACUGCUCGCACCGUAUGGGGUUUCUCUGAUUACAGAGGAGGGGGGUCUGCGUCUGAUGGCACAGCCAAUGGGUUUGGUUGGAAAGGCGUUUGCAUGCAAUGCAGAUGACAACACGAGCCAUGUCAGCAUUACUUUGUCCCUAAAUUUGGACCUUCUGGCCGCGCUUCUGUUUUCCCUUCCCGACUGGCGGCUGCUGUGGUCACACGACCAACGCUUCAUGCAACAAUUUGGACCUCGCCCGCCACCUGGGACAUCCUUCCAGCCUUUUUCCCUGUUCCCUGAGCACUUCAACUUUGACAUCAGCUUCUGGACGGGGCCGACAUGGGAGGAGCAGAAGUUCCACGCCGUGGUCAGAGAGGCCAGUCAGGGAACCGUGGAGCAAGUUAAACUCAUCGACACGUUCUCGCAUCCCGACCUGAGCCAGACCAGUUACUGCUACAGACUCAUCUACAACUCACACACACACGCUCUAUCUCACACACAAGCCCUCACGUUUCAUAAACACUUGGAGUCUUUAAUUUCCUCUCGGCUGCAAGUCACCAUCAGGUAGUUACAUAUCAAUAGGAGGAACAACGGGAUGAGCAGGGAUUUGAUCUCUUAUUUUAAUUAUUAGUAGAGAUAUUAUCAUUACUGGUCCAUGUCUGUCUGUGACUGCUAGUCAAGAUAUAAACAUCUAAUCCACAAAACUGUCAUUGAAUGGUGUUUACAGUAGCUGAGGCAUUGAUAAUGGCAUUUGAAAGUGAUUGGAAUUCUAUAUUUCUGUGUGUGUUUAAAUUAUCAUACAAUAAACCAGUAAUUUAACAUGAA
This is a messenger RNA of Hippoglossus stenolepis (Pacific halibut), 2335 nucleotides long. It is a transcript of the gene fdxacb1, whose product is annotated as ferredoxin-fold anticodon binding domain containing 1. NCBI's taxonomy places the organism in Eukaryota, Metazoa, Chordata, Actinopteri, Pleuronectiformes, Pleuronectidae. The record is from RefSeq and is a predicted model, not a curated record. Gene Ontology annotation, molecular function: rRNA (uridine-N3-)-methyltransferase activity. Gene Ontology annotation, cellular component: cytoplasm. The transcript has 6 exons. Gene Ontology annotation, biological process: rRNA base methylation. The coding region runs from base 135 to 2078 and encodes 647 amino acids.